AUGUCAUCAUUUUGGGACAAUAACAAGGGAACGUUUAAGUCAGUUGGAGUUGCCACUGCGAAAGGAAUUGGCAGAGGGACCAAAGCGGUUGGAAAGGCUGGUUACAAGACCUACAAGAAUCACAAGGGUGAAACAGUCACCGAGAAGGUGGAUGGUGAAGAAGGUGCUGCACCAAGUGUUGCAUUUCAACCCGUUCCAAGGGAGAAUUUGAAGACAUUACCGUUGCCUCCAAAGAGAAAUGUCCCAACCAUGGGGGUACCGGCCAGAGGAGAACCUUCUCCUUACGCUCAGUAUCAGCAACCGGUAGCCCAGCAGCCGGUAGCUCAACAACUAGUGGCUCAGCAGCCAGGUUAUCAGCAACCAGUCGCUCAACAGCCGGGUUAUCAACAACCAGUAGCUCAGCAGCCGAGUUACCAGCAGCCGGGAUACCAGCAGCCAGUGGCUCAACAGCCAGGGUAUCAGCAGCCAGUGGUUCAACAGCCCCCCGUACAACAGCCAGGAUAUCAGCAGACAGUAGCUCAGCCAGGGUAUCAACAGCCUGAAUACCAGCAGCAAGCUCAACCUCAGGGUCAACAAGCCGCUGCACCUCCAGUGUAUCAACCAUCUCUCCCACAGAGAGAGGUACCUACGACACCCACUGCUCAAUCUGUUGGCACACCACCUGCUACUUUGCCGCAAGACCAAGCUCAAACAACACCACAAUCGGGUGGAAUGUCAGGAUUUGCUGCAUCUGCGAUAAAUGGGUACUCAAAAAUGAAUGCUCAACCUGGACAGCAGGCUGUGCAGUUCUCUCCACAGCAGGUCUCGGCUGCAGGGAAGUUGGCAUCGGCAGCAUUCAAUGGAUACCAGCAGCUACAAGGUGGCCAGCAACAAGCUGCACCUCUGCAAGAUCAACAACAACAACAACAACAACAACAACAGCCGGGCCAGUUCUCCUCACAGCAGAUGGCGGUAGCUGGCCAAUUAGCUUCUUCUAUGUUUAACGGAAAUCAGAAUCUUCAACAACAACAACAACCUCAAUCAAUCCAACCUGCUCAGCAACCACUUGUUCCCCAGCCGCCGGCAGAACAACAAGCUCAGCAAACCCAACCUGCUCAACAGCCAUUUGUUCCCUACCAGCCUCUGGCAGAACAGCAAGCUCAACUCACCCAACCUGCACAACAGCCAUUUGUUCCCUAUCUGCCAGAAGCGAAUCAGACUCAGUUACCUCCUCAGCCUCCAGCCAGAACUGUGCCAGCUCUACCACCGGUACAAGCUCAACAAGCUCAGCAAUCUCCGUAUCAACAAUCAAUUCAGCCUCAGCUAGUGCAACCACAACCAGUUCAAGCGGAACCAUUGGAACCUGAGAAACCUGCUAGGACUCCAUUGGUAGACCCUACAACAUUUGCUCCUCCACCUGUUAGACGUGUUGGCCCUACAGGAAGCCCAGCUGCACCACCUACUCCUCAGCGGAGCAAUGUCGCAGCUGUUACUGCUCCGUCAAUUACACCGCAGUCAACUCAGUCAAGCUCUUCUCAAACGACAUUACCACCAACCUCGUCUUCGACAUCAACUCCUGCUGUAGCUGAUGCCCCAAAGACUUCGACUAAAUACAAUGCAAUAGAUAUUACUAAGUUCGGUCCUCCCCCUCCUAAGAUCUAUCGGUCGCCGGAGGAAUCGCUAAAACCGAACAAGAAAAAGAAUGAGACUGUUUCAUUACAUGAUUCAUCCAUUCCACCUCCACCACCUCGUGCAGGUCUGGGGACUCCUCCAAGUUUGUCUCAAGCUGCCCUUCUGUCUCCUCCCCAUCAAAAGCAGACAAGUGCAGUAAAUGACUUAAAGACAGAAGUUAAAAAGGCUGCACCACCAAAACCUGCUAAGUUACAAAAACCUCAAGUUCCAGCUAACCCACCGCCAUAUGAAGAUACUGUACCUUCAAAGGAGAACACACCACCUCCCAUGGCUCCAAGACCAAGUAUCAGCAGUGAAAGUAUCCCAGUUAUGCCAAACUUUGCGGCUGAAAUUGCAGCAAAACAGAGCAAGCCGACUAAACCUGAAAAGCCAGCUAUUCCAGGAAAACCCAAGCCACCAAAACCUGUUAGUUUGCAAUCUAAGAAUGAAAAGGCACCGGAAUCUACUACUAGACCAUCUGUUGGUGUACAUAAGUCUCAAAAUGAAAUUCAUCAAGCUAACAUUGCGGCCUCAUUAGAAAAGAUGCAAUUAGGAAGUCGCACCCCACCAUCUGUUAAACCGAAGCCAAAUCAUUCGAGUACACAUACUCCACCUUCUAUUACACCAAAAGCUUCUCUGGCUACCGAACCUCCAAUAAAGCCGAAGCCAGUAGUGAAGCCUAAACCACCAGUCCCUCACAAACCAUCUGCUGAAAGCUCUAUUCUGUCUAGCCAUUUGAAGCUGCAAACGGAAGUUUCACCACCCCCUCAGGAGCAACAUGUUAAUCUUCUUCAGGAGCAGCGAGUUGCUUCACCGGUACCUCCUCCUCCUCCAUCGAGGAAUUAUCGCAGAACUGCAAUGACGCUUCCACCCAAGGAGGAAGAGCCUUCAGAGCUUGACUUAGAACUUCAAACCGGCUGGUUUGCUAAUACUACAGGAGCACCUUUGCAAAUUCCUAAGGCACUCCAAGGGUUAGACAAUGCAUCUUCACUUCAGCAAUCCUCUACUGGGACUUCUACUAGUUAUGAAAGGAAGUACAGAGUGAGAAACAAAGAUUUAGCACUUACUACGUAUACUAUUAAGUGGAAGGAUAAUGAUAUCGCCAAUGCUACAUUGUGCGUUGAAAAGGUCCUUCCGAGUCCACUCAAAGCCCAACCUGCUCCCCUGAAAAUGGAAUUAGUAAAUGCCCAUCAACAAUUUGGGGAGUAUGUGGCAGGAUGGUGUGAGCACCAUUAUGGCCAACAGGUGGGAAGGGGAGAAUGUUGGGAUCUUGCUCACGAUGCGCUUGAGAAGGGCUGUGGAAAGCACGCAUUUGUUUCUACAUACUAUCAUCAUGGUUAUCCUAUAUUACAAUUAGAUGAUGGUCUGGUGACUAGCGGGCCCCAUGAUGACAUCAAAAGAGGUGAUAUUUUACAAUUUAAAAGUUGCAUUUUUGUUGAUGCAGCUUUGGGUCAAACUAAAACCGUUGGUAUGCCUGAUCAUACAUCAGUUGUGCUCUCCAAUGAUGGAAAUUCUAUACUUGUAGCAGAGCAAAAUGUGAAUAACGUGAGGACAGUAGUCCAAGGGACAUAUAAUCUUCGUCAUAUGACUAAGGGUCAAGUCACGGCUUAUAGACCCAUGCCAAAAGCAUGGGCAGGUAGUUUAUAG
This is a messenger RNA of Dujonia railenensis, 3297 nucleotides long. The record is from the annotation of a GenBank genome assembly. Lineage: Eukaryota; Fungi; Ascomycota; Pichiomycetes; Serinales; Debaryomycetaceae.